Messenger RNA from Anisakis simplex (herring worm), 633 nucleotides. The record is from the annotation of a GenBank genome assembly. NCBI's taxonomy places the organism in Eukaryota, Metazoa, Nematoda, Chromadorea, Rhabditida, Anisakidae.
GCAGAUGCGUUUCGUGCGACACGUUUCAAUUUAGAGACGGAAUGGAAGAACACAUUCCCGCUGAUUCGAGAGUUGGAUCGUGAUGAGUUGUUCGAUAAGGCCAAGGGGGAGAUUCUGGACGAGAUCGUGAAUUUAUCGUUGGUGGGUGCUGAAAAAUGGGAAAGCAUCCUCAAGAAGAAGUUGUGGAGUGCGGUAGCAGCGCACGUCUUCGAUCAAAUUUUAAUGCCGGCGGCUGCAGUUGAUAAUGCGGGUACAUUCAAUACACUCAUCGAUAUUAAGCUCAAGCACUGGGCUGAUAAGGAGUUGGCGAAUAAAUCCGUGCAGACCGGAUGGGAGACACUGUCGGAGGUGUUCCGUGAGCAGGUGCAGUCAUUGGACGCACGUGCAUCUCGAUCGGGUGCUCAUGAUCCGGUAUUCGAUCGAUUGAAAGAGGCCGUUCUCGAGGCGGCAUUAAGUGAGCAUAAAUGGGACGCUAAAGCGUUGGAUUAUUUGCGUGUAAUCCAAUUGAACGCAAUGGAGGAUCGACUGGUGCCGGAUAGACGUGCAUGGGAUCGUGCCAUCCAGUUUAUGACGACGAGUGUACAGGACAGACUUAAUGAGGUAGAUAUUGCUUUGGUUGUUCUUGAUCGAUAG